Messenger RNA from Linnemannia hyalina, 1158 nucleotides. The record is from the annotation of a GenBank genome assembly. NCBI's taxonomy places the organism in Eukaryota, Fungi, Mortierellomycota, Mortierellomycetes, Mortierellales, Mortierellaceae.
AUGAGCACUGCGUCCGAUUCUCGGUCCUGGUCCAUCUCUACCACCUCAACUGCCGUUGCCGGAGUCGGAGGCGGCCGGUCUUUUCCCGAGACAAAGGAGCAAUCCAACUGGAUUCAUCUCUCGGCUCCGAACCACCACCUCACCCUUACACUGAAGCUUUGCUUCCGUCCACAAACUCAAGCUGACUUGGAUGGUUGUCGACCGCUACUGUUCAUCCAAACUGGCAAUGAAGUCUUGAAGAGCCUCGGUCUAGAUCGUGCAAGUGUCAAGUCCUCAAAGUUGAGAGGUAUCGUCAAGGGGUCCAUGAUCGGAUUCCGGUACACCUCCUCAUCCUCAUCCUCAGCGUCAUCAUCGUUAGCGCCAACACCUGGAUCCAGUCUCUCUGAGUCGCACAAGUUCCAGAUCAAGUUCAAGACCUUGACGGACUGUGGUCAAUGCUCCUCGCUUCUCUCAAGCUGGAUCGAAUGUCAAUCUGUUGUCACACAAAGCUCCUCUAGUACCCAACUUGCCACCACAGACAUCAUCACCACAGCUGCCUCUGCCAGCACAAGUUCUCAAACCCUCUCUCCUGCACCUGCACCUGUGAGCAUCCCUGUCCAUGUCGAUGGCGAAGAGUUGACUCAAAUCUUGAGGUCGGCUGCUUCCAACAGCAUCGUCCUCCCUCAUACUGCGCCGACCACUGCCAGCAUGUUGUUACCUCCACAGCACCAGCAUCAGCAACAGCAGCAACGCAACCGUCAGGCGAGGUUGUCUAUCACUCCGCAAUCCGCGUCCCAGUCCACGCCCAUGGCCAUGGCCAUGCCUGCCACUUCUAAUUCUUCCUCCAUGACCACUUCCGGACGGACGGCGCGUAUGUCAUCAGUAGCACCUUCAGACUGCGGCGUUCAAUCUUUGCAGUCAUCCAUGGGUGCCAGUUGUCAACAACGGAACAUCGAGAUAAACGAAGGCAGCUUCCACAACAACAUCAGCGUCAACAACAAUGACAGUGCCAGCAUCAGCUUCAGCACUACCAACAAUGAUGACUUGAGCGCCUUGCUGAAUCUACCGAAUGCCAAGUUGCAGGAAGAUAUCGACAUCAUCCUCCACGACCCCCUCUUCCAGGACCUGCUCGUCAAAGUGGACCAGCUGCUGCGUGGUGGCCCAAUCAGUAAACGCUAG